UGCCCCGCCGCGCGGCUCUGCGUGCGCCGCCCCGCCAUGGAGCAGGGACCAGCGGGGGGGCCCGCUGCUGGUACCGCCGCCACCACCGCAACCACCACCACCGCCGCUACCACUGCCGCCGCUACCACCGCCGCUACUGCUGCCUCCGGCAUCGGGGGUCUGCUCCUGCCGCUGAGCGAGAGCGAGCAGCAGCGCUACUCCGAGCUCUUCUCGCGGUGCUGCCCGCCCCCCGAGGCGGCCGCCGGGGGCAGCAGUGUGGGCGAGCUGUUCCGGGCCUCGCAGCUGCCCCCGGACACGCUGCACCAGAUUACCGAACUUUGUGGAGCCAAGCGUGUGGGUUAUUUUGGUCCUGCUCAAUUUUAUAUUGCUUUGAAGUUAAUUGCAGCAGCUCAGUCAGGGUUCCCAGUACGGAUUGAGAGCAUUAAGAAUGAACUGCCCCUGCCACGGUUUAUGGCGCUGAAAAAUGACAGUGAAGCACGUUACGGGACUCCAGCAGAGCUCCAUGGAGUUAAGUUUCAGGUUCCACAUGCAACUUUGGAAAAAAAUUCCUACAAAAGAACAGAUGAAGGGGACAAACAGGAGCCCAGAUCUCCUCCAGUGUCUCCAAUAUGCUCACCUCCUGCUUCUCCAUCUACUUACCAGAGAAUACCCCUAAGUUAUGGAUAUGGUAAAUCAAGAAGUGGUCUGGAGCAGCAGCACGGAGUUCCUUAUGAAGUCAGACACUCUGCCCACCAGCAAGAUGGACCAUCAUCAGGGAAUUACGGAGCCAAGCCUUCACUCACCUGCUCGACUCCAAAUCGGUCUCUUUCAGCAGAGCGGGAGCAACAGGACAGCAGCACCCACUAUUCAGAUGACCCUUGGAGGAUAACGGAGGAGCAGCGAGACUACUAUAUCAACCAGUUCAGGUCCUUGCAGCCUGACCUGAACUCCUUUGUUUCAGGUUCUGUGGCAAGGAAUUUCUUCACAAAAUCAAAGCUGCCUAUCCCAGAGCUUUCUCACAUCUGGGAGCUGAGCGAUGUGGAUUGUGAUGGGGCGCUGACACUCCCGGAGUUUUGUGCCGCUUUCCACCUUGUGGUUGCAAGGAAGAAUGGUUAUCAGCUGCCCGAGACACUGCCAGAAACACUGCUGCCAGAGUACCUCCAAGCAGCUUCUCUGAAGCCCAUGUGUGACUGUGCAUUAUUUGAUUCUUAUUCUGAGCCAUUGCCAGGCAGUCAGCAGACUCGGGACUUCAGUCGGUCAGAGAAGACAUCAGCUGAAGAGAUACCUGAUAACUCUGGCCUGUUACAAGAUGGAAAGAAAGAUGACAAAGAAGCUCUUAAAGUGAACACUGUUCUCAAAACGAUACCAAAGGAAUUUCAGCACUUGACUGUGAAAACAGCCACUCAGGAAUCUAAUGCACUUAAAGCCAGACCACGAUCCAGGUCUUACUCUAGUACAUCAAUAGAAGAUGCCAUGAAAAAGGGAGAAGAACCCCCUACUCCACCUCCAAGGCCACAGAAAUCCCAUUCCAGAGCUUCCUCUUUGGAUCUGAACAAAAUAUUUCAACAAAACACACAAGCUGUGAGGUCUGGCUGGCUGCCUCCACCACCGCCUGCACUGCCCCCUCGACCUUCUGUGUCUCAGACAGAGCAACCAUCUGAGGUUGAAUUACAUCCUCAGAUGAAUAGACCUCCGGUGCAGGCAGAAGAAAACAGUUCAGCAAAAAAGGAGGUUGUUCUUGCUCAGCCGCCUUCCAAACCCACCCGCAGGAAGCUCCGGGCAGAGGCACAGGGGCUGGAGACCCCUGAGCUUUCUCCCACUAUAAAUGUGACUUCUUCUGCACCAGCAGUCAAGCCUCACCUCCCAGUCCAAAAACAGUCUUCCAAGCAGAAAAGGGCUAUUCAGACUGCUAUACGAAAAAACAAAGAAGCCAAUGCUGUGCUCGCCAGGUUGAACAGUGAGCUCCAGCAGCAGCUGAAGGAGGUUCACAAGGAACGAAUUGCCUUGGAAACGCAGCUGGAGCAGCUACGUCCUGUCACAGUCUUGUGACUUCCCUCACUGCCAUGCAGCAGCAAAAGCAGAGCAUGUGUCCCAGCAGCCUUGCAAGAAGAGGAGCCUGGUGGGGCCAAGCAAGGUUUCUGCCAAGCUGGUGAUGGUGGGGGAGGACCGGCUUGUUGGGUCUCCCUUCACCCCACGUCACGCAAUUGCCUUUGCAGAUGAAGAAGGUACAGAAAAUAAAUAUCUGACUGCUGGAUGUUUCUGAGCUGAGGGAUGCUUUGCCUGUUUUCCUCCCUCUUCCCAGUCUAACGUGUAAAUGCAGUUUAUCACUGAAAUGAAUAACCUGAGAGUAUUUUAUUUAUGUAAAGAAUUACUGAUUUAUACAUGUUCUGUGAGCACCUCCUGCCCCAGUUCAUUGAGAGGUACAGUGUUCCUGGAUUCUUGCUUACAUUUAAAACUUAUUUCUCUGAGGCGGGCUAUUGGAUGCUACUGAUUCAUGUAGGAUUGUAUCAUGGUAGAGUUCCUGUGAGUUUAAUAUGCUACAGGAUUAAAACUCACUAGAUAUAGAGUCUUUAUCUGCAAUCACAUGUCAGAUAAUUAUUUUCUUAGUACUGUUUAUUAUGCAAUCAUGGAUGUAUUUUAAUGUUAGAGAACUUGUAUUUUAUAAGUUCAAAUCAUAUCAGAGAACAGUGAAAAAUACAAAAAUAUAAUUAUUUUGGUAAUUACCAAAAAAGAGUGGGUUUUGAGCUGUAACUGUUUCCUCUCGACUAGUGUUUGAUCACUUGCUUGCAACUACCAGUGUCUCUGCAUACUUUCAGCAUGUCGGAGAUCACUGAUUUAUAGCUUUUUUUUUCUUUACUUUUUUUUUUUUUAACCAACUGUAUUUCUAACAAGAGGUUCAAAAUGCAUUCGGGACAUUUUAUAAAAGCUAUUGUAUGUACCUUUGUAUUAGUCUGCUUUGUCUUAAUAGCUGCUCAUCUGUUCUAAGGAUGUGUACAAGAACUGUAUUUCCAAAAGAAGAAAGAUAGCAAAAGUGCUAUACAUGAGGUUACAAAAAGUGUGAUGGAAAUAAUUGCCUUCUACAACAGGAUUUCAUUAAGGUUCCUUUGUACCUCGCUGGAGAUGCUGCUGAUAGGGUGAAGUUGCUAAUGCCCAUCUAUUUUCUAAAUGAAGAAGCAGUGAUUAUUUUUUAAGCUGAUCCAGAGCAAACUGAAUCCCAUGAGGAUUUUUCCAUGGAUGCAGUGGUCCUUGGCUUCGGUCUCAGUUCUGGCAAUGGAAGCUGGCUCAGCGCUCUUAGAUGGGGUGACUUCAGACAUAACGAUGUUAGCCGUGCUCCCACCAUGGAUAUGAUGUGUACUUCAAUGCAAAAGAGUGUCACUUACUUGUUAUCCAUCUUAAAUGUGAUGCUGCAGGUGUUCAUGUCCUGUUGUUCACUGACCUGAUUUAAGUGUACAAGUUUGCCUUGCAGAAAUGAUGGCAAAGGUUUU
Messenger RNA from Neopsephotus bourkii (Bourke's parrot), 3464 nucleotides. RefSeq names its product RALBP1 associated Eps domain containing 2 (gene REPS2). Gene Ontology annotation, cellular component: plasma membrane; cytoplasm. Gene Ontology annotation, molecular function: protein binding; calcium ion binding. The transcript has 18 exons. Lineage: Eukaryota; Metazoa; Chordata; Aves; Psittaciformes; Psittacidae. The record is from RefSeq and is a predicted model, not a curated record. The coding region runs from base 37 to 2028 and encodes 663 amino acids. Gene Ontology annotation, biological process: endocytosis; endosomal transport.